Molecule: messenger RNA, 1811 nt
Organism: Eutrema salsugineum
Lineage: Eukaryota; Viridiplantae; Streptophyta; Magnoliopsida; Brassicales; Brassicaceae
Product: transcription factor DIVARICATA
Exons: 2
Coding region: 618-1511 (297 amino acids)
Molecular function (GO): DNA binding
Source: RefSeq, a predicted model, not a curated record
CUCCUCUCUCUAUCUCUUCUCUCUUCUCUCUAUCUCUGCCCUUUUCGACUUGAGAGUUUGGGAAAGAAGAAGAAGAAGAAGAAAAAAGGUUGAUUUUGUGCACUUUAACAGCUUCAAUCUCACAACCACCUGAGUUUCUCCAUUUCUCUCAUCUGGGUUGUGCUCUUUUUGUCACUUGUCUCUUUGUUUUUUUCCAUCAGUUUCAGGGGAGCUUCCAAAUCCCCAGAUCCUCUGUUUUUCUUCUUAAGCCUCACUUAUUUUUCAUCCGAAUUGGCUUAAUUUUCCUCUGGAUUCGGAUCUGGCAAUAAUAAAUUGGUGGUAAAAGGGGUUUAUCAUUCAGACAACAAAGUUCAAAAUGGAAUCUUUUUCUUCUUCUUGUCCUUAGAGUCUGGAAAAAAGCAGCUCACUUUUUUUUUUAACUCCUUCCUCCUCCUAAUAUUCUUCUAGCUUAGAUGCUUAUCUCUCUUUCUCUCUCAGAUUCCAUUUGAAAAAUGCCAUUUUGAUAGAUCGAAAUUUCCAACUUUUCUCUCUCCCUCUCUUUGAGCUCCACCAUUGAGAGAGAGAUAACACAAACAUCGAAAUCUCUGCUGUGAAAAAGAAAAAAAAAACACAAAAAGAUGAACAGAGGAAUCGAAGUUAUGUCACCAGCAACAUACUUAGAGACAUCAAACUGGCUUUUCCAAGAGAACAGAGGAACCAAAUGGACAGCUGAAGAAAACAAGAAAUUCGAAAACGCUUUAGCCUUUUACGACAAAGAUACUCCCGACAGAUGGGUCAAAGUCGCCGCCAUGCUUCCCGGCAAAACCAUCGGAGAUGUGAUCAAACAAUACAGAGAGCUCGAGGAAGAUGUCAGCGACAUCGAAGCCGGUCUUAUCCCUAUCCCUGGUUACGCCUCCGAUUCAUUCACACUCGAUUGGGGAGGCUACGACGCCGGAAACAAUGGUUUUAACAUGAAUGGAUAUUACUUCGCCGCCGCCGGAGGAAAGAGAGGAUCCGCCGCACGAGCGGCGGAGCAUGAAAGGAAGAAAGGUGUUCCAUGGACAGAAGAAGAACACAGACAAUUUCUGAUGGGUCUGAAGAAAUAUGGAAAAGGCGAUUGGAGAAACAUAGCUCGCAAUUUCGUGACCACACGAACGCCGACGCAAGUCGCGAGUCACGCUCAGAAGUAUUUCAUAAGGCAAGUCAACGGCGGCAAAGACAAACGCCGAUCAAGCAUCCAUGAUAUCACCACCGUCAACAUCCCCGACUCUCCUGAUGCCGCAGCCGCUGAUACCGCAAACGCAAACGCACCAUGCUCACCACCGUCACUAGGAGGAAGCCAGCGGGAGGCGUCUGAUCAGUGGGAAGGUCAAACGCUAUACGAUGAAACAGCGGCUGCGUUUUACAAUCAAAACGCGUUUCCGGAAACGCUCAUUGGAAUGUCCUCGUCGCCGUAUAUGGCAAAACUGCAGGAGCAGAGUUUUCUAAACGCAUCGCAAUUCGAAUCGUACAAUGCGUAUCUCCAAAUGUAGCACAAGGUGAAGAUCUCGGAGAAGUUUAUGAGUUAAUAAUCAUUAAUCAUUUUCUCCUUUGUGUUUAUUGAUUCUCGUGCAUAUACAAAAAAAAUAAUAGCUGCUUUUUUCUCGAUAUAUUUUGUUUUAUUCCCUCUGUUUUCGUGGUUAAUUCAACGAGGUUUUCAGCAAAUUAAUUAGGUUUUGGUUAUUUUAAUUGCUGAGUGUUUGUGUGAUUUGGAACUUUUGUGAGCUCUCAAAUUGCUUAUCAUAGUUUAUGGAUGCUGUGUCAUGUAGGUUUUUAAUUAUUACUAUUUUUUC